CCUCCCCCGGCUUGCCGCUCCCCGCUCAGCUUCCCUCACAGGCCCCUCCCCAGAUCACAACAAGAUGAGCCCCCUGCUGGCCAUGGGCGCCUUCGCUAGAGCAGCGCACAUCACCGUCAAGUCCCCCACGGCUCGUCUCGGCAACCGCAUGUUUGCUUCGAGCACAGACGCCACCACCCAUGUCGGUCGGCCGCUGGCCAAGAAAACCACUUGGGAGCUGUGGCGAUCGCUGCUGGUCUUCAGGGUCUGCACCAUCCAGCCGGUCGUCAAGCACGCCGACCGCAUCAUCGCGGCCUUCGACAGCAUCGGGCUGUCGUCGCUCUCUAACCUAGUCAUCAAGUACACCUUCUACAAUCAGUUCUGCGCCGGCGAGACCCCCAAGGAGAUCAAGUCGCUCAUCGACAGCUACCAAGCCAACGGCAUUCGCACCCUGCUCGAAUAUGCCUACGAGUCCGAUAUCGAGAGCCAAAAGUCGGGCGGCAUGUCUCCAGGCAGCAGCUCUGUUGUCAAGGCCCUUGCCGAUACGAUCGACUAUGCUGCCCUCGGCAAGGACAGCUUCACGGCUAUCAAGAUCACGGCCCUGCUCGAUCCGCAGGUUCUGGAGCGCAUCAGCAACGUCUGCAACCGCAUCCAGGCUUCGUUCUUUGCCUCUGUGGAUCUGGAGCGCACCCCGAGCUUGUCUGCAGCACAUUCCAAGAGUGACCUCGUCCGAGUUCUCUCGUCGUUGCUGGACAUCCCAGCACAGGAAGCCGCUGUCCUUGCUGAUACGCUGUUCCCAAAGAGCUCGACUGUCGACUGGGUAGACUUCAGCUCCGUCGUUACCCCCAGUAACCCCGUUCUCAGAGGGCAUCUGUCAAAGUUGGCCAUCAAGGAUGAAACCUUGGCCUCUGCCGCUGACCUGGAUGCCCUGGACAGGACCCUUGAGCACACCAAAGCGCUCUGUACCCGGUCCAAGCAACUCGGUGUUUGGAUGGCCGUUGACGCAGAAUUCUACUACUGCCAGCCCGCUAUUGACCAUAUCUCGCGGGAGCUCGAGCGCAUCUUCAACAAACCCAGCCAGCCGGGCGACUUGCCCCUUGUCCACAACACCCUGCAGUGCUACCGCAAGGAUGCCCUGUGGAGACUCAGCGUGGAGUCUGAGCGGGCUCGGCGACUUGGAUAUGCUCUAGGCAUCAAGGCUGUUCGGGGCGCCUAUGUCGUUCACGAACGAGCCAGGGCCAAGACCCUGGGUACUCCCGACCCCGUUUGGCCGACCAUCGAGGGCACCCACUGGUCCUACAACACCAUCAUACAGCUGAUGCUCGAAAAGAUCGCCAGCGGCACCAACGCUGGGUUGGUGAUUGCCGGGCACAACGAGGAGUCUGUUCGGAGAGCUCGCGAGAAAAUGGCCGAGCUCGGCAUCGAGAACGAUUCACCUCGAGUCAGGUUUGGCCAGCUCCAAGGAAUGAUGGACCACCUCACCCUCUCCUUGGCCAACGAUCGCUACCGAGCCAUGAAAGCCACCUGCCAGGGCCCGGUCAACGUCUGCAUCCCGUACCUGAUUCGCCGGGCGCAGGAAAACUCCUCGGCCCUCGCUGGUGCUGGGCGAGAGCUGCAUGUCAUCUGGAGCGAGCUCAAGGCCCGCCGGCUAUUCUUCUAGCGAUAUUGCGGAUGUUUGAAUCGCGGCGGAGUGAAUGUGUGGCAGACCGGCGGGUGGGAAGGCCAAGAUGCUGUCCAUGCUCUUGUCCUGCCUGUCUCUGCGCUAUGUGUUAUGUGCUAUGUGCUGUGUGUUGUGUACUGCCCAUACCCGAUCCCUGGGAAGCACCAGCGUCUCAUCCUUCACCAAACGACCGCCUCAGGCUUCCAUUCAGUAGAUCCAGAAAGAAACGGGACAGUCGUAGGCUCCAGUGGGCAAGCCGUACGACUAUUUCCCGUCCUGGUUGGCAAUCUCUUUGUUUUCGUUGGCUUGGUCUUGAAUAUACAUGGUCGAUCUCCUGUGUCGAUGUGGGAG
Messenger RNA from Polychytrium aggregatum, 1990 nucleotides. RefSeq names its product FAD-linked oxidoreductase-like protein. The record is from RefSeq and is a predicted model, not a curated record. Lineage: Eukaryota; Fungi; Chytridiomycota; Chytridiomycetes; Polychytriales. The transcript is spliced from 6 exons. Gene Ontology annotation, molecular function: FAD binding; proline dehydrogenase activity. Bases 65 to 1639 code for a protein of 524 amino acids. Gene Ontology annotation, cellular component: mitochondrion.